Molecule: messenger RNA, 5087 nt
Organism: Psylliodes chrysocephalus
Lineage: Eukaryota; Metazoa; Arthropoda; Insecta; Coleoptera; Chrysomelidae
Source: the annotation of a GenBank genome assembly
UGUCACUGUCAAAGUUUAAAAACCAUGCUUUUUUAGGGUUAGGAAAACUAAAUAAGAUAUUUUUCUUAACAAAACUGAAUUAAAAAUAAUUUAACUAUCCAAAGAAAAAAGCAGCAAAUAUGAAGAUUCAUCUUACACCUGAUAAAGUCAGGUUUUCAAUAUUUACUACACCCGAAAUUAAAAGAAUGAGUGUGUGCAAGAUUAUUACACCACUCAUGUUAGAUGCUUUAGGCCAUCCUUUGCCAGGAGGAUUGUAUGACAAUAAAUUAGGUCCAUGUUCUGACAAGGGUGAAUUAUGUGCUACCUGCAACAAUACUUUUACUAAUUGUCCAGGCCAUUUUGGACAUAUUGAACUGCCUUUACCCUUAGUAAAUCCUUUAUUCCAUAAAAUAAUAGGCACAAUUUUGAAAAUUUCUUGUUUAUCUUGUUACCAUAUUCAAAUUCCAACUCAUAUUAAGAAGGUAUUAUGUAUCCAAAUUAAACUAUUAAAUUGUGGAAUGGUCACAGAAGCAAUGUUAGUAGAAAAUCAAGUUACUGAAUUAGUAACAAAAUAUUCAUCAUUUGAAAAUAUUCCACCAGAAUGUUUAGCUCCAAUUUCAAAAUAUGAAAAAUUAGCUCAUGAAACUUUAGAGAGUUUAGAUGGAAAAAACAUAUUAAACCAAAACACUGAAACUCUUAGAAAUAAUUUCAUUAACAGUAUGUUGAAGGAGGUGAAAGCUAGACAGUUUUGCAUGUUUUGCAAGCACAGGAUUAAUAAAAUUCAAGCUUUGAAGAAUAAAAUUAUUUUAGUCACCAGGAAAAAUGACCUAAAUGAAUCUGGUAACAGUUUAAUGAGCCAAAAGGUUACAGGUUUAGAAUCCAAAUAUGUAAAUCCAGAUGAAUCUAGAAAAUAUAUGAGGCAAAUUUGGAAGGCAGAAAAUGAGUUACUUCAACAAAUUAUUUCUGUACUUUCUGAUAUUAAACUUGAACAUCCUACAGAUGCUUUUUACUAUGAAGUACUACCAGUUCCUCCACCUAAUGUUAGGCCAGUCAAUUUCGUAAAUGGUAGGGUAUUAGAAAACCAACAAUCAAUUGGAUACAAAAAUAUCAUGCAAAAUGUAAUUUUAUUAAGAGCAAUCAUACAAGUCAUACAGAAGAAUGAUGACAUAAAUACUUUAACUUCUGCAGAGGCAAAGGCUGCUGUUAGCUUUGCUAGGGGAAAUUCUCCAAUAGAAAAAUUAAAUAAUUGUUGGGAGGAACUUCAAAAUGAUGUGAACGGUUUGUUAGAUAAGGAGAACAAUCGCAAUAGAGAUGGGGAAGGAUUAAAACAGAUUAUAGAAAAGAAAGAAGGUGUAAUCCGUAUGUGCAUGAUGGGUAAACGUGUAAAUUUUUCCGCUCGAUCUGUCAUAACGCCAGAUCCUAACCUAAAUAUUGAUGAAAUUGGUAUACCCGAGGCCUUUGCUAAAAAAUUGACUUAUCCUGUAGCAGUUACACCAUGGAAUGUUGAAGAAUUACGAAAAAUGAUUCUAAAUGGACCUAAUGUUCAUCCAGGGGCAGUUAUGGUGGAAUACAAUGGGACUAUGAAAAGAAUAAAUGCUAAUAGCGUACAACAGCAGCAGAGUUUAUUAAAAAUGUUGCUGACACCUGAUGAUAAUAGUGGCAGAUCAUACGGGGUUAAAAUUGUACACAGGCACUUAUGUAAUGGCGACAUACUGCUUUUAAAUCGUCAACCGACUCUACACAAACCUAGUAUAAUGGCGCAUACUGCACGAAUCUUGAAAGGAGAAAAAACUUUAAGGUUGCAUUACGCCAACUGCAAGGCCUAUAACGCAGAUUUCGACGGCGACGAAAUGAAUGCUCAUUUCCCUCAAAACGAAGUUGCCAGGAGCGAAGGGUACAAUAUUGUCAAUGUUUCUAAUCAAUAUCUAGUACCCAAGGAUGGUACACCUUUGAGUGGUCUCAUUCAAGAUCAUAUGAUCGCUGGUGUGCGUAUAUCUUUAAGAGGUCGUUUCUUCGAAAAAAACGAUUAUCAACAACUGGUAUUCCAAGCUCUGUCUUUCAAAACAGGCAAAAUUACUUUAUUACCACCGGCGAUUAUUAAACCGCGUGUUUUGUGGUCAGGAAAGCAGAUUUUAUCAACGGUUAUCAUCAACGUUAUUCCAGAAGGUAGAGAACUCAUCAAUUUGACAUCUGGAUCCAAAAUUUCAGCAAGAGCUUGGAGUUCGAGACCGGCUAGAAGAUGGAAAGCAGGCGGAACACCAUUUGAAGACGAAAACACAAUGACUGAAGCUGAAGUUAUAAUACGAAGUGGAGAAUUGCUUGUUGGGAUUCUGGAUAAAACUCACUAUGGCGCCACUCCUUAUGGUCUUAUUCACUGCAUGUAUGAGCUUUACGGAGGAACCUACGCUACCCGCCUUCUUUCGUCAUUCGCCAAACUAUUUAUGAGGUUUUUGCAACAAGAAGGCUUCACGCUAGGCGUACAUGAUAUCUUGACUGUAAAACGUGCUGAUAGAAGACGACGCGAAAUAAUAAAAGAGUGUCGAAAAAUAGGUAAAGAAGCCGUAACAAAAGCCCUAGAUGUGCCAAUUGAUACGCCCGAUGACGAAGUAGUCGAAAAAAUCGAAGAGUUAGUGGUUACCGAUGCAAAAAUCAGGACGGUGAUAGAUCGACAGUACAAGUCUGGCUUGGAUUCAUUUACGAAUGAAAUAAACAGGACUUGUCUUCCCGCCGGUCUAGUUUGCAAAUUUCCACAAAACAACCUACAAUUGAUGGUCCAAUCAGGCGCUAAAGGAUCUACCGUAAACACUAUGCAGAUAUCUUGUCUGCUCGGCCAAAUAGAAUUGGAAGGCAAACGACCGCCUGUGAUGAUUUCUGGAAAAUCAUUGCCUAGUUUUCCAGCUUUCGAGUUUUCGCCGAGAGCUGGUGGUUUUAUAGAUGGACGGUUCAUGACCGGUAUACAACCGCAAGAGUUCUUCUUUCAUUGUAUGGCUGGACGCGAGGGUCUUAUUGACACAGCUGUUAAAACAAGUCGUAGUGGUUACCUACAAAGAUGCCUCAUUAAACAUUUGGAGGGACUUAAAGUUGGAUAUGACAUGACUGUGAGGAACAGUGACCAAAGUGUUAUUCAGUUCUUGUAUGGUGAAGACGGAAUGGACAUAUCGAGAGCGCAGUUUUUUAACCAAAAACAAAUGAAUUUUUUGGCUGAAAAUGUCAAAGUUCUCACUCAAACUGACGUCGUAGAACAGGUUAAAAGCCACGAAAAUCAAAAAGCAAUAAAAAAGCAUAAAAAGAAGAUAUCUGACUGGAGAAAAAAACACGGUAAUCCACUGUAUUAUAGAAAAAAAAGCCCUUUUACAUUUUUCGCUAGAUACGUCAAAAAUAAAGUGGGCGAUACAAAGAAGUUAAGCACACAACAAUUAUCACAACUUUGGUAUGAAUUAGAUCAAGAAAUAAAAGACAGUUUUACUGCUCAAUGUGAACGAUGUCCAGAUACGGCGGAAUCUAUAUAUCAACCUGAUGCAAAUUUUGGAGCGAUCAAUGAAAAAAUCGAAAGCCUUAUCGACAGUCAUGCGAAUUUCAAACGAAAAAAGAACAAAAAGGAGUUCCAAGACGUUAUAAAAUUGAGAGUUAUGCAAUCAAUGUGCGCGGCAGGGGAACCAGUCGGUUUACUAGCAGCUCAGUCCAUCGGAGAACCUUCCACUCAGAUGACGCUCAAUACCUUCCAUUUCGCCGGUAGAGGUGACAUGAACGUCACUCUGGGUAUUCCCAGAUUGCGAGAGAUCCUAAUGAUGGCAUCCAAGAACUUAAAAACGCCCUCCAUGGAGAUACCUUUCCUGAACAUUCCCCAUUUGGAAUUUAAAGCUAACGAGUUACGUAAAAUGUUGACCAAAGUUGUUGUAGCUGAUGUUCUGGAAACUAUCGAUGUCACUGCUGAGUUACAGAUAAAACCAAUUAGGCAACAUAAGUACACGGUGAGAUUUAACUUUUUGCCAAAAAAAUACUACAGUAUGGAUUACUGCGUAAAACCGAGGAAUAUUUUGAAUCACAUGAAAAAGAAGUUUUUCAGCGAAAUGUUUUCGGCCAUCAGAAAAGUCAGCAAAGUUAAUUCGAAUAUCGUCAUGAUGGAAGAAGAAAAAUCAAGGCGUAACGUAGCUAACAAUAAAGAAGGCGAUGAACGGUCUGAAAUAAAUGAAGGACCCAACGAUGACAACAGUUCUUCCGAAGAUGAAGUCGAAGAUCAAGAAGAUGCUAAACAGACGCACAAGUACCAAGAAACGAGAGACGAUUUAGAGCCGGAAGAUGAUGAGAAACAGGUUUCCGAUGAUGACGAUUCUGACGAUGAGAACACUUCAAGACCGGCCGAAGAGCAAGACACUCUAACGCAACAAAAUAAUGUGGUUGUCGAUUCUUACAAUUUUGCUCAAAGUUAUUAUGAAGAUAAACAGAAAUAUCUGUGGUGUGAAAUAACAUUUGGGUUACCUCUGAGUUUCAAAAAAUUGGACUUGACUGCCAUUUUGAAAGACGUCGCUCAGAAAUCCGUGCUAUUUGAAACGCCUCAAAUUAAGAGAGCAAUUACUUAUGUCAAAGACGACAAAUUAAUGUUGAGAACAGAUGGAAUCAACAUUGUCGAAAUGUUUAAGUACAACACUUUGCUCGAUUUGGGUCAAUUAUAUUGUAACGACAUUCAUAAAAUAGCGGAAACAUAUGGAAUCGAAGCGGCUUCAAAAGUCAUAGUGAAGGAAGUCAAAGACGUAUUUAAUGUGUACGGAAUUAAAGUCGAUCCCAGACAUUUGUCGUUGAUAGCUGAUUACAUGACAUUUAACGGCACUUUUGAACCGUUGAGUAGAAAGGGAAUGGAAAACAGUGCUUCGCCUUUGCAGCAAAUGUCAUUUGAAUCAUCCUUGGUAUUUCUACGAAAUGCUAUAAUCAGAGGACGUCAAGAUGAUUUGGAGAAUCCCUCUAGCAGUUUAAUGUUAGGAAAACCAUGUAGUACUGGAACAGGUGCAUUUACAUUGCUACAUAAAUCAUUCACGACAGUUAACUAAUUUUAUUCUUUUUAUUAAAGUUUUGUGUUUGAAUUUACGUUUAUAUAAAAGUUAUAUUUUGAA